Molecule: messenger RNA, 6407 nt
Organism: Salarias fasciatus (jewelled blenny)
Lineage: Eukaryota; Metazoa; Chordata; Actinopteri; Blenniiformes; Blenniidae
Gene: nedd4a
Product: NEDD4 E3 ubiquitin protein ligase a
Exons: 29
Coding region: 194-2965 (923 amino acids)
Biological process (GO): ubiquitin-dependent protein catabolic process; receptor catabolic process; regulation of dendrite morphogenesis
Cellular component (GO): cytoplasm
Molecular function (GO): ubiquitin protein ligase activity; sodium channel inhibitor activity; protein binding
Source: RefSeq, a predicted model, not a curated record
CGGCUGCAGCCACUGGGUCAGGUUGACGGUAGCAGCAGGGUAAACGCACGGAGGAAAACCAAGAGGCGGAGGACUAAAGUCAACCAGCUCCGGGCGCCUAGUGGGGCGGACUACUGUCUUCUUCAUCCACGCUUUUCUCUGGCUGUUGUCGUCGCUCUCUGGGAAGAAGAAGAAGAAGAAGGGCGAGGAUAUUAUGGCUGCUCCUUCCCCACAGAUCCGCGGACUUCAAACAGAUGAGGACAACUCCAGGAUCCUAAAAGUGAAAGUCAUCGGUGGAAUUGGGCUGGCAAAAAAAGAUAUUCUCGGGGCUAGCGAUCCGUACACCAGACUGUCUCUCUAUGAUCCUAUCAAUGGAGAGCUCACGAGUCUUCAGACCAAAACAAUAAAAAAGACUCUGGAUCCAAAAUGGAAUGAAGAAUUCUUUUUCAGAGUCGAUCCGCAGAAGCAUCGACUGCUGUUGGAGGUAUUUGAUGAGAAUCGACUGACUCGUGAUGACUUCCUCGGACAGGUGGACGUCCCUUUAAAUCAGAUCCCAACAGAAAAUCCUAACACAGAGAGACCAUACACAUUCAAGGAUUUUCUGCUCCACCCACGGAGCCACAAGUCCAGAGUCAAAGGUCAUCUCCGUCUCAAGAUGACCUAUCUGCCAAAAAACUCCGGUUCAGAGGAGGAGACGGCCGAUCAGACUGAGGAGACGGAUCCUGGCUGGGAGCUCCUGGAGUCUCAGGACAUGUCGGGUCCCAGACAGAGCCAGCUGCUGCCUCCUCUGCCCCCUGGCUGGGAGGAGCGGCAGGACAACCUGGGGAGGAUCUACUUCGUCAACCACGAAAACCGAACCACGCAGUGGCAGCGUCCCACCGCACAGGACGGUAGUUUGGAAGUUCAGCAGAGCCAAAGCAACAACCGAGAUGUGGAGCAGGCUUUCAUUACGCGCAGACAGAUCUCAGACCACGAUGAAAACGCCACGCAGGAGUCUCCCGAGAGCUGGGAGAUCAUCGCCGACGACGAAUGCACCUUGUACCACAACAACAACAACCAGCUGGCGUCUCCUUCGUCCCACGCACCCGCGGAGAUCCAGCCGUGCUGCGACGGGGUGAACAUCAUGCACAUUUCAGGGGCCACAGCUGGCGAGCAGCGCUCCUCGCAGACGGAUCAUGUUAGUAAUUCACGCCAUUCCAGUCUCAGAGGAAAUGCCCACAAUUCAGCUGCAGAGGAACAUCCUGCGAGUCCUGUGUUGCUUGCGACCUCAGCGGGGUUGCCUGCAGGCUGGGAGGAGAAGCGGGACAGCAAGGGAAGGCGCUACUACAUCAACCACAACAGCCGAACCACGACAUGGACACGACCGCUCCUCCAGAGAACCUCAGAGGCAGCAGCUCCAGCCCAGCCGCCAGCAGCAGCGGCGGCGGCGGCACCGGCAGCACAAAGCAGUGCGGGUUCGUCUCAGAGCGCCACUCCACCACAGCUGCCUUUGUCCCCCGAGGACUCUCCUCUCCACACGCCGAGUCCUGAAGCCACGGCCGAGUCCGGCUUUCUGCCCGCUGGCUGGGAGGUUCGCAGCGCUCCCAACGGACGACCUUUUUUCAUCGACCACAACACAAAGACGACUACCUGGGAAGAUCCCAGGUUGAAGAUUCCAGUGCACAUGAGGAGGACUGCCUCUCUCGACCCCAAUGACCUGGGUCCUCUGCCGCCUGGAUGGGAGGAGAGAGUUCACUCUGACGGGAGAAUAUUCUACAUUGAUCACAACACCAAAACCACCCAGUGGGACGAUCCCAGGCUACAAAACUCUGCUAUAACUGGACCAGCAGUGCCUUAUUCCCGAGACUAUAAACAGAAGUAUGAAUACUUCAGAAGGAAGCUGAAGAAACCGGCCGACAUCCCAAACCGCUUUGAGAUGAAGCUGAGACGCAACGCCGUCUUCGAGGACUCGUACCGACGCAUCCUGUCGGUGAAGAGGCCCGACCUGCUGAAGGCUCGACUGUGGGUGGAGUUUGAGGGCGAGAAGGGUCUGGAUUACGGCGGCUUAGCCCGGGAGUGGUUCUUCCUCAUGUCCAAGGAGAUGUUCAACCCUUAUUAUGGACUCUUUGAGUACUCUGCCACGGACAACUACACUCUGCAGAUUAACCCCAACUCAGGUUUAUGUAACGAGGACCACUUGUCCUACUUCAAGUUCAUCGGCCGCGUGGCCGGCAUGGCCGUGUAUCACGGCAAGCUCCUCGAUGCUUUCUUCAUUCGGCCUUUUUACAAGAUGAUGCUACAGAAGCCAAUCAUCCUCCAGGACAUGGAGUCUGUCGACAGUGAAUAUUUCAACUCACUGAUGUGGAUUUUGGAGAAUGACCCGACAGAUCUGGAUCUGAUGUUCACCAUCGACGAGGAUCUGUUUGGACAGACUCACCAGCACGAACUGACGCCGGGCGGAGCAGAGAUCGUCGUCACUAAUGAAACCAAGAAGGAAUACAUCCAUCUGGUGAUGCAGUGGAGGUUUGUGAACCGAGUCCAGAAGCAGAUGACUGCUUUCAAAGAUGGAUUUUUUGAGUUGAUUCCACAAGAUCUGAUCAAGAUCUUUGACGAGAAUGAGCUGGAGCUGCUCAUGUGUGGCCUUGGAGAUGUGGACGUGAACGACUGGAGGGCCAACACCAAGUACAAGAACGGCUACAACUCCAACCACGUAGUCAUCCAGUGGUUCUGGAAAACGGUGCUGGUGAUGGACGCAGAGAAGAGAAUCCGACUCUUACAGUUUGUGACGGGAACAUCGAGAGUCCCGAUGAACGGUUUUGCUGAACUCUACGGGUCUAACGGACCACAGCUGUUCACCAUCGAGCAGUGGGGCACACCUGAGAAACUUCCCAGAGCCCACACAUGCUUCAACCGGCUGGACCUUCCUCCGUACGAGUCUUUCGAGGAACUGAGGGAGAAACUUCACAUCGCCAUCGAGAACGCCCAGGGCUUUGACGGGGUGGAUUAGAGCGUGCGGGUGGUCGCAGGAAGCCCAGAUGACAUGACUGCCGCCGGAGCGAAGCCGGGCUGCGGGACAUGGUGACGUUGAUGAGGAAAAACAAGCUGUGCGUCAGAUUCGGGGUCUUAACUCGUCAGCUGUGUGACACGUGAAGGACAGUCACACCACCCUCGCUCUGGUCCUCUGCUUAGACAGACGUUUGAGAAAGAACUUUCAGUCUGGAGUGAAUGAGGUAUUUCUAUAUCGCUCCGCAUGUUCUGAAGUUUACAAAUCAGGUUUUCUUAUUUGAUUCUUUAUAAGUCGCUCCAAGAUGUAUUCACUUUUACUCGUUCAGCUAAAAUGCCUAAAUAUGUAAAGAACUUGAUUCUUUGAAAAAAAAAGAUGAUAGAAAUCAAUGUGAAUGCAACCUGUACAGUAUCGGACCGAAACUUCAAACCUUAAAGAGUCGUUGUUUUCAUGUGCUUUGAAUUUAAAUCUUUUUAUAUGUAGUGCCUCAGCCAUCCUGGAGAAUUUUUCAGUGUGGUUCUGUUGCUUGAAAACUAACCGUCUUUCCAGUAUAGAGAUCAAUUCUUCCUAUUGUUCUGCUGUUGGAAUGUUUUGUUCCAAUGCAUCCUGGAAUUAAAAUCGAUUUGUGAAGGAUUGUAACUUUGUAUUAGUCACUCUGACACUCACAUGAGGCAAAACAUUUAUUGUGACACAAACAAUAAAAGCAAAUAGAAUGCCAAUCUACGUAUCAAAUCUGCAAAUACGAGUGUUAAUACCUCUCUUUUAUUAAUUGAAAAUGUGUUGUUAAUAUCAGAUUAAUAUAAAUCAGGUUCAAAGUGUGGAAGAAUGAAGCCCCUCUCACAAAGCCUGAUCCACCUGUGCUCCCAAAUCUGACACGACACAAGCUGUGUUUCUUUUGAAGAAUUUUGAAUGUUUUCACAUUUUCACAAUAUUAUUAUUAUUGAUGGCUGUUGAGAUCCAGUGGAAAUAAAAAAGCACAACUCUUGUUAGGAUAAUAAGACAUCUAUAAAGUCUUUUCACAUAGUCUACAACUGUCAUAUCUGUUACACCCACAGUUUUGUACUAAAGCUUAUUUUAUCAUUUUAUAAAUAGUCUCCAUGACUCUCAUAAUAAAUUUACUUUAAAAAAGUGUGUUUUAAUAAUAGAAUUAUUUAUUUUACCCCUACUUAUUUGCUUUUUUUAUUGUGAUUUUUUUUCUUAGAAAAUUAGAUAUUUAAAAUGCUGUGAAAAUACCAUUUUGAUCAAACGACUUUUUCACCUUUUAAACAGCAUUCCUAGUUGGCAGUAUUUUUUUUCCACCUUACCUGUUACUAAUCGUCUCUUUCCCAUAUUUUGCCUUUAGUUGGCCAAAGUCCUGGUCUGACAGUGAAAAAUUAAGAAAUAGUAUGUGAGUCAAAUUUUUCAUCCCUCUUCUGACAUUAAAAUCUGGUUGGAGACAUUAAUCCACAGACAAAAUGCACCAAAAAUAUAACAUUCAAGGCCAGCUAGGUGGGCCUGAAGGGCCUGUCUUAUUUGUGGUGGAGAUGACGGUGCUUCUUGACAUGCUCAAGAGCUUGGCUUACAAUGUCAAACAUCUGUUUUCACCUCUCUCAAAUUUCACCUCUGUUCUCUUUUCAGGGAUGAUUGAUAUGUUGCAGAAUCUCAGUUUAUAAAGCAUUUUGAUUCUGAUGUAAUUUUAGUGAUUUGGACUGAUUUGUUUGGUCCGUUAGCAGUCAAGAUAAAUGACUGUUUAAAUUGCAGUUUAUGAUGCUGCAAAGCAGAAUGAACUCUUUACAAUGGUAAAUAGUUUUCAAAAGAUACUGUACAGCUUGGCAUUACAGCAGGGCCACGGGUUGCAAUAAUCAAACACUGUGACAAAGUUGUUCCAUUAAGCCCAACAUGAGAAUGAAGAAAAAAAAAGUGACUUAUGAUGUGUCUCUACUGCAAUUUAUAUCAAAUAUGAGUGUUCAGCCCGCUUUGAAAUAUGUCAGUGAACCACCUGGAGGGGAGAAAAAAAUCUAACAACUUUAUUCUAUUUAAUUUUCACCUUCUUUUUUUUUUUUUUUUUUUUUUCCAUUCCACUGCAUCAGAAAACAGUAGAUCCCAAAUGUGGACUUCAGCAGCAGCAAAUGUGCAGGUUAAAUACAAUUUGAGUGACUGUAGUUAAACUCAUAAUUAUUAUGGUAGUGAUGUACCAAUACCAGGACCAGAAAAAGAUGAACUCGUCAUACUGUUCGUCUCCAUGUGGUCCACCGAUCCAAAGAAACUGUGUGCAGACUGUGUUGAAACCCGCUGUGUAAAUGUACAUACUGACAUCAGAUCACUGAAAACUACUUGAUUUUUGAGGUAAUCAAAUAGCUUAUAAAUAUAUUGAACAUGUAAGGAUAAUGUUAAAUGUACAAUGCUAAGUGCAUUUCUUGUCAGGACUGUGAAAGUCACAAACGGUUGGCAAAAAGGCUAAAAAGCAACCUUCGCUGUUCAGUCAAGUUCAACACUGAUCACAUACCAGAAGAUUAAGCCUUGUGUCUUCACAUUAUAUCUCCUAACCAUUAGGUUUGUAUAAAAACAAAACAGACAAACUGACUUUACACAGUUUCAGUACCGUAUGGUAAAUAUAUUUGUUUCCUUUUGUCAUUGAAUGAUAACAGCUUGUGUUCUUCUACUUAGCAAGAGUGUCUAAUUGCAGUACAGUGCUCUAUUUUAAAGAGUGCAACUUUAAAAGUUGUUUUGUUGGUUGUCAAAAUUGUGUACAGAUUAAUGUUUUCAAAAUGAGUAAUCGCUCGUGAUGCCUUUGUAAGAAAGUAACUGUACUUAAAGCAGGGGUUUUAACAUUUUCUGAAUGGUGAAACACGUGUUUACACUACCUGCCAUGUUUACAGGUCGGUGAUAAAGGAAGAAGUUGUGGGUUGGUUCUUGUCUCUGACAACACAAUUUUAUACUUAUGCUUUUAUAAAGUGAAGCACUUUGUUGAUAUUGAUGAGUCUUACUUCUUCUAAACUGUCUGAAUCUUUGCUAAUCUGUCAACUGCCGACUGCUUCAAUCACUCUUUAAGAACACGAUCGUAUGCUUCAAGUGCACAUGUGUUAAAGUGUUUACAUGUGAACAUUGCUGAAAAUAAGCACAUUCUCUUCUUUCGCUUGUAUUUAAAAAUAAAUACCAAGGCCACCAUUUGUAACAUGUCUAGAGUUCUAUUAUGGUAAAAAAUGUUCUGAUCUCUGAAUGAAAGUACUGUUAUAUAUGUAUUGUCUCCAUAAGAAUAAUUAAUACAUCAACACUUCAUUUCUGAAAUAUAAUUUUUUUUGUUGUUGUUAUAUCAUUGUAACACCUAUAAGUGCAUUACAACAAUAGCAUACAUGCAACAUAUUUAUAUGACAAUUUAAAGGGUGAAAUGAAAUGGAGCUGUUGAAAUGCAUAGCUCAAUAAACUGAUUAUAAAUAUAUUGAAAAUAAACAAAUAUAAAAGCAAA